Dicrocoelium dendriticum is the source of this 747-nucleotide messenger RNA. Lineage: Eukaryota; Metazoa; Platyhelminthes; Trematoda; Plagiorchiida; Dicrocoeliidae. The record is from the annotation of a GenBank genome assembly.
AUGUAUGAUGAUGAUGAUGAUGAUGAUGAUGAUGAUGAUGAUGAUGAUGAUGAUGAUGAUGAUGAUGAUGAUGAUGAUGAUGAUGAUGAUGAUGAUGAUGAUGAUGAUGAUGAUGAUGAUGAUGAUGAUGAUGAUGAUGAUGAUGAUGAUGAUGAUGAUGAUGAUGAUGAUGAUGAUGAUGAUGAUGAUGAUGAUGAUGAUGAUGAUGAUGAUGAUGAUGAUGAUGAUGAUGAUGAUGAUGAUGAUGAUGAUGAUGAUGAUGAUGAUGAUGAUGAUGAUGAUGAUGAUGAUGAUGAUGAUGAUGAUGAUGAUGAUGAUGAUGAUGAUGAUGAUGAUGAUGAUGAUGAUGAUGAUGAUGAUGAUGAUGAUGAUGAUGAUGAUGAUGAUGAUGAUGAUGAUGAUGAUGAUGAUGAUGAUGAUGAUGAUGAUGAUGAUGAUGAUGAUGAUGAUGAUGAUGAUGAUGAUGAUGAUGAUGAUGAUGAUGAUGAUGAUGAUGAUGAUGAUGAUGAUGAUGAUGAUGAUGAUGAUGAUGAUGAUGAUGAUGAUGAUGAUGAUGAUGAUGAUGAUGAUGAUGAUGAUGAUGAUGAUGAUGAUGAUGAUGAUGAUGAUGAUGAUGAUGAUGAUGAUGAUGAUGAUGAUGAUGAUGAUGAUGAUGAUGAUGAUGAUGAUGAUGAUGAUGAUGAUGAUGAUGAUGAUGAUGAUGAUGAUGAUGAUGAUGAUGAUGAUAGUUAUCCUUGCUUUUGUUGA